AGCAGCUCAGCGGCCGGCACCUCCCGCAAACCACCCCGCACCCUGGGUCUCAUUAACUAAUUGUAAGAAAUGGACACUCCGAGGCCUCAUGGAAGGGCCAGGGGACGGAUUCCUUCACAGUCGGUCUCAAGGUCACGCUCGCCCAUCAGACCCGGACCCUCCCCAAAGGUUGCAACUCCGUCGACAUCACGGCAGCAACAGGGUUUUGGUCAAACUUCUCAACCAGGACCUUCAAAACUGUUGAUUCCGGUAAAAAAGUUUGAAGGAAGCAAGAAAGGUUCUGCUGGGACACCAAUCGAGCUGCAGUCCAAUUUUUUCUACCUGAGCUCUGUGCCUCAGUUCACUGUGUACCAGUUCAGCGUGCAAUUCGAGCCCGAAGAGGAGCGAACCCACGUGCGCAAAGCCCUAUUCGCAGAAUGCAAAUCGGAACUGGGCGUGGCCAACCUUUUCAGCGGGGCUACUUUAUUCACGAGCAAGAAGUUGCCCCGAAAUCCUCUUGUGAUGGAAGCGAAGGGAAAGGAAGGCACGUCUUUUAAAAUCACCGUUAACUACGUGAAGCAGCUGCAUUUUGGAGACCACGAGUACAACCUCGUCCUCAACAUUAUCUGGAAAAAACUGUUGCGCAUGCUGAAUUUGAAGAUGAUCGGGAGGAAAUUCUAUGAUGCAAAUGCAAAGAUAAACAUCCCAGAAUUCAACAUGCAGCUGUGGCCCGGCUACAACACGACCGUUCGCCAGCACGAAGACGGUCUUCUGCUGUCCGUCAGCUUGAUUCACAAGGUGAUGCGCACCCAGACGGCUCUGGACGUAAUCAAGGACAUGUACAGGCUCCAUCGAGACCAGUUCCAAGUGAAGGUGAAGGAAGCGCUGCUUGGUACAGUCGUGGUCACCAUGUUCAACGAUCGCACCUACCACAUCGACGACAUUACCUUCGAGGAGACGCCGAAAUCAAGUUUCCCAUUCAACGGGAAUAAUAUCACCUUCAUCGACUAUUACAAAUUGAAGUAUCAGAUCAUCAUUAAAAACCACGAUCAGCCGUUGCUGGUUUCAAAGAACAAGGCGCGUCUGAUUCGGACUGGACAGGGAGAUCAGCCCAUCUUCUUGGUCCCUGAACUGUGCUGCAUGACAGGGUACACUGACGAAAUGAGGAAGAAUUUCCAGCUCAUGAAUAGGGUGGCUAAUCAUACAAGAUCUUCCCCAAACGAGAAAAUCAACCAGCUGUUCAGAUUUGCCGAGAGAUUGCUGGGGAAACCUGAGAUCGUGAAGGAAAUGAACGAAUGGAACAUGAAAAUCACCCCAAACCUCCUACGUUUCCACGGUCGCGUUUUGCCCAACGAAAACAUAAUCCAAGGUCAGAACGGAAGCCUCAAAUAUCCAGUUGGAUCCAAUGCUGAUUGGACCAACCAAGUUAAAGCAAAACCAGCACUGUCAAGCGGAACAUUCAAUUCUUGGCUGGCAAUUUAUCCUCAGUUCAUGAAGAGGGAAGUUUGCAGCUUUUUAAACGAUUUAAUUCGUGUUGGAUCUGGAAUGGGAUUGAGAAUAGCUCACCCAAAGACAAAAGAGCUGCAGUCCGACAGCCUAAGUGAAUACAUCAACGAAAUUCAGUCCUUGCUGUCUCACAUGGCGCUCGACAUAAUCGUGUGCUUCGUUGGCGACGUCAGGGUUGACAGAUACAACGCCAUCAAGAAAUACUGCUGUGCGAAUAGAAGUGUAAUGUCGCAGAUAGUGACCAGGCGGAGUAUCACAAGAGGAAACAACCUGUCGAUCGCCACGAAAAUCGUCCUUCAGAUGAACUGCAAGGUGGGUGGGGCUCCCUGGACGGUGGCCAAUCCAACGCUGCUGCAGGGAAUUAUGGUCAUUGGCUUUGAUGUCAGCAAAGAUUCAUUGAACCGUAACAUCGCCUUCGGAGCACUCGUCGCAUCCAUGAAUGACUCGUUUUCGAGUUACCACUCCCAGCCAAUUGAGAUCAACAAAGGCCACGACUUAAAUUCAAAGAUUUGCUCAGCACUGCAAAAGACUUUGGAGGCGUACGAAAAGAAAAACGGCACCUUGCCGACCAAAGUGGUUUUCUACAGAGACGGCGAAGACGAGUUUCAAGACGUUUGCAUCGCGGAGAAAAUGAAGGAGGUUCUGCAGAUAAUUUACAAGGGCCCAGACUUCAAAUUUAUCUACAUUUUGGUGUCUCGUCGGUGCAACGCAAGAAUCUUCCACAGAACCACAAAUCCGCCUGCUGGUACUGUCGUCGAUGGCGGCAUUACUUUACCAGAAAGAUACGACUUCUACUUGGUGAGCCAGAGCGUGCGUCAGGGCACGGUGAACCCAACGCUUUACCAGGUGCUGUCGGACAACUCGGGUCUCACCGCGUGCCACAUCCAGCGGCUGACCUACAAGCUGACUCACCUCUACUACAACUGGAGCGGCACCAUCAAAGUUCCGGCACCCGUUCAAUAUGCAAAGAAAUGCUCGACGCUCAUCAGCCAAGCGCUGCACAAACUGCCCAAUCCGGAUUUGAACAACACUCUCUAUUAUUUGUAGUUUUAAUUCGCUGGUUCCAUUUCUGUUUUCAUCUUGAUAUUGGUUUAUAAGAGCUGUUAAAAAGGAUUAAGUGCCCUUCACGAAGAGUGAGUUCAGUGUUUACAAAAGAGAUGCGAACUCUUUAUAAAAUAUGCGCGUAAUUUUUCACUAUUUUUUUGCAAAAAAAAAAUCUGGAGUGAAUUUAAAACGAAUAUAGAAAUUUGGAUUGCCUAUAAAAAAAAUCAUAAUAUCACAAACAAGUUUCCUGAUGGAAGUGAAGUCAAGCCAUCCCUAAUUCCCUUCAGAAAAUACAAACGGUACUACACUGUUUUCUGAAAAACACAUAUUAUUUAAAGGUCUAAAUAACUCCGCCCUGGGGGGCGAGUCGCAGACGCGAUCGUGUCUGUCUCUGAACACCGUGAAGAGCGAUCGUGGGAUCGGUCCACGUCUUAAUCUGGGGAAUCGAUUCUGUAUUUGAGAAAAUUUAACGCACGAUGUGUAUAAUUUUCACGUUCUCGACUAACCUCGUCCUGCGCCUUUUCAGCUUUUUUCCGCGCUUUAUAUCUCUGUUCGUCUUGCCCUUUCCAGAAGUUUUCUUUUCCUUUUUCUUGUCCGUUCGUUUCUUGUUUCGGCGCUCCACCUCUUCAUCUGAGUCCGGGUCGGACGAACUGUCCUCAUCAUCGGACGACUCUGGUGUUGAACAUUCCGAGUCAGAGCUGCUCUCGUCGCUGUCCCUAGCUCUCUUGCUCCGCCGCCCUUUUUGGCCUUCCGCAUUUUCGCCGUGUUCCUGUACACGUCGAUCUCUUUCACUCGGGCCACUAAAUCUUUUAUAGUUUCGGGACAGCGGCUGAUUUUCUUGAAAUAUUCAGAGCGUAGCGCGCUAUGAAUUUUUCUCGCUUGCCGCGAUUCCGACAUGAACGGAUCGGCCAGUUCUAGCAAUUUUCGCAUUCGCUCUACGAACGUUUUGAUCCCCUCGCCCUCUCGCUGACGUACGACCUCAAGUUUCACCUCUGCCUUUCGCUCACCUGCGAAUGCUUCCUUAAAAUCGGCCAUAAAUUCGGCUAAUGUCGUUCCGUUCUGAGCUAUCCAGCGGAUACACCAGCUUUCCGCCGUCCCUCGGAGCUUGCUCUGAAGCAGCUCCAGCGCAACUUGAUCAUCUAAUCGAAAAAUCUCGUUUGUAUGCUUAAACUCGCGUAAAAGUUCUUCAACCGUUUCCUCGUCCUUUCCCGUGAACUCCGGUACUCGUUUAGACGCGGCGGUGUACCGCCGGUUGCGUUCGGCCCCGGUAUCCGUCAACGCGGGUCGGUUCACGGGAUCUUACCCCUCAUGGCACCGCAUGCAGCUCAGUCCCGUGUACUUUUGUCCCCUCGGCUAAAGGCCAGCCUAAUUUCCUCAGUUUAAUGCUUUGUCUUCUACCCAAGGUAACUUUCGGCGUGAUUUUCUGUUUACUUUUCUUUAUCCUCGGCUUGCAACGUGCCCGUUUUAACUACCAAUGAUUAAAUAUAUGUACUUAUAAUAAUAAUAUACUUCGUACCAAUGCAGUUUGCGUGCUUUUUAGAAUUUGCACCGGUCUCGCAGUGGUCGCAGAAAUAAUUCAUCUUCAUCAGAAACGCGGGAUUUUUCACAAAGCUAAAAUGCUUUUCGACUUUGUCGUAGUACAAAUGAAUUUUUUUCUUAUCGGCCGCGAGCUCGUCGGAUCCAAAUAUUUUUGUUUCUUUUGUGCGGCCCUCGAAAGCAAUUAUCUUGAUAUCUACCAGCGUGUCCUUAACGGUGGAUAUUGAAUCUCUGGUAGCGCCAUUUGAAAAAUCAAAGUGUACUCUCUCUCGUGCAAAUUAAUAUUUUUUUUCGAGAAAUCUACGCUUUUUUGCAUUUUAGCGCUCCUCUAACGGUUUUCCGCGGCUUUCAAUUCGGCUUUAUGCGUGGUGGACUUUUUCAUUUCCUCGCAAUUGUGGAAUUAUUCCGACAACCACUGCAAACAGCAAGCACAGAUUUUGCUUGUAGGUGGCUGGAAGACCUUUUGACGUGGCCCAUUUAUCGAGGAAACGGUUUUUCUGCUCAUUCUUUGCAGUAAUUACCGUGUGGAGGGCGAGAACCUCCGCAUUUCUUUCAAGUCGUCUCCCUUCGAGAUCCGAUACAGCAGUCAUCUCUUGAUAUUACAAACUCGCGUGACGACUGGGACACUUUUUCCAGCUGCGAUGCUAUAUAUCAUCUCUCUGGGGAUUUGACUUUUUCGAACGAAAGGAACCUCUGCAGAGGUGCCCUCGGUUGAUAUAUUAUCGAGAAACCUAUAAAAUCGGUUUCUUUUUGUGGCCCCGUCAAGUAAAACAGAGUCCAUCAAGCAUUCAAAGGGGUCUGCCCCUGUUACUUUUAUUUCAUUUAAGGCAGGAUGGGGCCCGCCCCCCCCCCCCCCCUCGGACAGUUUGGUUUAACCGUGCAGAACCCAAUCUCCGCAAUGGUUUCCCAUGAAAUUGGAUUAAUUUUUCCCUUGUUUUUGGGAACGGGAGCAGUGAAAAGAGGGAAUGUUGAUAUUUGAUGGGGGGAGGGGUGGAUAAGAGAUAUCAACCCAAGAAGAGUUUUGGGGUGGAUAAGAGGUAUCCGCCUAGGAUUUUUUUUACUUGACAAGUCACAAACCGUGCAUCAAACUGGCUAAAAACGCGAUGCGCUUUUUUCUCUAAAACAAAAGAGCCGUCCGGUGGCCCUCGGUCGUCGUCGUCGAUUACUUCUUCGAUGUCAUUCUCGUUGAUUUCAUUGGCGACGUGGAGGGCUGCCUCACGGUUCUCUUCGUUCUGUGCCAGUUCUCCUCUUCGAUCGCCAUAACCCACUUGAUUUAUGUUCUGAAAAAUGAUUUUAUGUCGUAUAAAGUAACUAGCCUUUUGCACUGCAAAAUGUUUAUUUAACCUUUUUUGCUGCAUAGGGAAUUAAUACUUUAGCUUAGCCCUACCAUGAAAUUAAUUAUUUAUUUAACGAAUGAAUUUAUUGCUUCUAUAUUUAUCUUUGAAAACGAUAAUUAAAUGAUUAAUGUACAUCUGAAAGGAAUGUUUAUGCAUGCAGAAUAAAACAAUCAUUGCAUUAAUUUCUAUGAAAGUGUAUUUUAUUGAAUUACUACGAUACAGAGGAAUUGGUAAUUAAGAAAUACAAAAAAGCAAUUACAUUAACGUUUCUUUGCAGCUUUCUUGGUAGGCUGUUUCCCCUUCUGCAAAGAGAAGGCGUGUUUAUAAGCGUGGUUGUUAAUUUGACAUUACACUUACGCAAAAGAAGUUUCUUAUGGCGGGCAUCUGGUCGCCGGCGGCCUCCGCAAACAGCUCCUCCAUCUGGCUGACGCUCCUGGCGCAGAACUCCUCCAUGUAUUCGACAGCCUGUAAACAGAAAGAAAAGGUUGUUAUUAUGAUUAUGAAAUAAAUAUCACAAAACUCACAUUAACGUAUGGUUGUCAUAGUUUAGCAUGAUCGAUUCUUUCUCGGGGUCGUGCGCGACUCGCAUACAUCUUGCGCCUACUCGCGCCCGGAAUCCCGUAGUAAACCGCGUCAAUCCGUCGGAGGACCUCUUCCUCGGGAAGCCCCGCAGCUUCGUCUACGCGCCCCGGACGCGCCCGUUCCAUUUGAUUACGAUCGCGUCCAAAUUGGCGAAGAGAAAAAUGGUCGGAUUUUCUCUUUUCCGCGCGACACCCACGAUGCUUUUGGUUGUUCGACCGACGGUUCCCCUUCGGGGGGCACAGGAUACUCGCGUUAUUUUCUACUGGUUCCGCGCGCGUUUCUACGUUAAUUUUGCCCGAGGCGUCGCUCGCCUGCGCCGAAAUGUGCGCAACACAUUUCCUACGCCGAGCUUUAUUCUUUCCCCAAACUUAAAUUCGCAGUAAGAGCAAAACAUGGCCGGGAAAACGCCGAGACACGCCUUUUAACCCCAAAAAUUACCGAACCAACCGUGAGCUCGAAUUAUCUCGCCGGUGCCUCCACUUUUAUGAGGUAAUUUAGGGAUUAAAGGAUUAAUAAACAUAGCAUUUUAGCUAACGAAGGGGGUUGACAUACCUUUAUUCAGCGCGGGCUGUGGAGAACCGUCUGGAGAGAGAUAGAGAGAGUAGAAGACCGGGGCGGGAUGGCCAGGAUGCGUUGUCCGUCGUCCGUCGCACUAAGUCCGCAGCUUCUUAAAGUCCCGAGUCACUUGCGGCACUUGCACUGGCGUCUGGAUUGUUUCCGCGUACUUGUUACACGAGACAACCCAGCCGCCAACAUAACGUGUGAACAACAAUGUCUGCAUAAGCGAGCUAACUUUCCAAGUAACUGACCUAUAAUUUUAACAUUGCGGAAGUAGACGCUGACUCAUCUCUCAAUCCUAACUCCCUCACAGUGUUCUUCCCCUUCCUGAAGCAGAAAAAAAUAGAACAACGUUAAUUCCAACACUGUAUAUUCAAUUUGCUGUCGACGCUGUCAACCUUUUCCUUUUUUUCUCUGCAUACUCUUCAAGUGCCUCUUCGUAGGUGGUUCUGACGGUGACUUAUUCUUUUUCUUUUGUAGCCGUGAUCUGUGACAAAAAUAUACUAUAAUUUUUGCUCACGAAUGUGAGGUACAGCCAGCCUCGACUUACUGACUUACUCACGGUGCGUCUCCUGUUCCGCGCUACCACUCGCUCAUCGCUGGCUGCCUCGUGGCGUCGUCGCUCGGCACCUCCUCGCGCUCUCCGUCUUUCUCUCCCUUAACGUCUAAGCCCUUGUUUUCGCCGUUUGGGAUCUAUCCUACCUACCCAUUCAUCUAGCCCUAACCAUUAUUCCGACUGAGGGUGGAUCCGCGUGGGGAGGGAAACAACUACAUUUAGAGAACGAGACUAGCCUUUAUUUUCUUCUUGAACAUUGUUGGGCUAUGGAGGCCGUGGAAAACUGAGAGAGCGGGUUGCCGAAGGGCGUUCUUCGGCCAGGUCACUCCAACGGUUCUGGUCUUCUUGUUCACUCACUUUGUCUCUUUUCACUUCUCGCUGCCGCGCACUUUCGCACCUUCGUCACGAGUGGUUUGACCCUCUGAUAAGUGAAGGCAUAAUUUUGUUUAUUAUAUGUGAUAAUUACUAUUAUCAACAUAUAAAGGGGAGAUAUAUACAACAGGGUUUUGAAUUCUUUUAUUUUCGAAAAAAAAUUAAACAGCCUUGUAAAACUAAAUAUAUUUUACAAUUUAUUCAAGAAGCUUUAAACAUUCCUGUUCCAAUACAAUUAAAAAAUCACGAGGCUUGGAAAAACCUCGGGGAAUCUAGAAUAACAGCAAUUCGCUAUAGAGAAUUGCUCCAUUUAUAGAUAAAUUAGAAAACGGCUUCAAGGAUUAUUAAAAAUAAAAUUCAAAAGUUUGAAUUUUAUAAAUUUAUUUAUUUUAGAACGAUUCUCGUUACACAAAUAACUUUUAAGACCGGAUUAUGACUCCAGCCACCCUUUGGAUCCAGUCAAGGUAAGCUGUGAGUCUGGUGCAGCCACCAGGACGAUGCAAUUCGCAGCCGCAAUCCACUGGGAUAGGUCCAAAGCUGGCGAUUUUAACUUGGGUCUUCACUCCGUCACAUUCAGUGAUGGUGAAGGGUUCGCCAGCGUCUCUCUGUUGGCAAAAUUCGUAAAUAAAAAUUAAGGAGCA
Molecule: messenger RNA, 8111 nt
Organism: Cloeon dipterum
Lineage: Eukaryota; Metazoa; Arthropoda; Insecta; Ephemeroptera; Baetidae
Product: piwi-like protein Siwi
Exons: 15
Coding region: 70-2532 (820 amino acids)
Biological process (GO): regulatory ncRNA-mediated gene silencing
Cellular component (GO): P granule
Molecular function (GO): piRNA binding; RNA endonuclease activity; protein binding
Source: RefSeq, a predicted model, not a curated record